AUGAGCAACCUCGACGCGAUCUGGAGUGAUCUCACCCAAUGGGAAGCUUCCAUGAAUGAAAAAGAUGCUCAGCUAGCACGCCAAAAGCCCAUUCACAAUCAGAAAUUACCACCUGUGCGAAAAGCGUCUGAAAUUGUGGUGAACGAUUCUCUCAAGCCAGCUGGUCUAGAGGCUCUAUCAAUGCGUACACGUCCAAUGGUAGAAGAAAAGGGCAAAGCACCAGUGAAUAAGGGCAAAGAGCCAGCAUCUGGGCCACGGAUGAAGCCUAGUGAAAAGGCAAUGCUUGAAAAGGACAAGGGCAAUGCAUGUUUCCAGAAACAAGAUUUCAAGGCCGCCAUCACUCAUUACACCAAAGCCAUUGAUUUCGAUCCGAGCAAUGCUGUCUUUUUUAUCAAUCGUGCCAUGGCUUAUUUGAAAUUACAAAUGUACCUGGAAGCAGAGCAGGAUUGUACUCGUGGUUUGAAUUUACAUCCAACCAAUGUCAAGGCAUUAUGGCGGCGUGGUAUUGCUAGAAGAUCAUUAGGUCGAGUAACGGAAGCGAGAAAUGACCUUACGAAGGCGUUGGAAAUCGAACCUAGCAACAAGUCUGUCAAGGAUGAAUUGAGCAAACUACCUGUCCCCACGCCAAAGAAAGAGGAAAAGCCCAAGAUCGAGAGGAAACGACUCCCUAUCAAGAUUGUGGAUGAAGCAUACCCAGAGACGACGAAUACUGUAAAGAAACAGGCAGUGACACCACCACCCAAGCAAACACCAACCCCAUCAAAAGAGCCAGCAGUGCAAGCCACGCCUUCACAAAAUCAACCACCACCACCACCGCCACCAUCAGCAACCAAGACGACCAAGUCACCAACAAAGAGUGAAGGAACCAAGCCAUCGUUGACGUUAUCGCCCAUAUCAUUCAAUCCACCCAAGACCAAUAUCGAAUUUGAAAGGGAUUGGAAAGCAUGCCGACAACGUGGAAUGGAUACGUUGUAUCAAUACUUUCAGUGCAUUCCUCCUUCCAGCUAUGAAUCCCUUUUCCGCUCAUCACUCGAGUCUGAUCAAUUUGAGCAAAUGAUUGAUCUUUUGGAGACGCGUUAUACAAAGGAUAAAUCCAACAAUGAGAUUUGCAACGUUUUGGAAGGCUUGACCAAAGUUCGGCGGAUUGACAUGCUUGUCAUGUUCCUGGAUAGGAAGCAUAAAUCAGCAUUGGAAGGUCUUAUCAAGAGCCUAAAGGGAUCUGUGGACGAUAGCACAUUAGCAAAACUUUCAAAAGUAUACGACGUCAAAUUAUAA
This is a messenger RNA of Lichtheimia ornata, 1275 nucleotides long. RefSeq lists its product as uncharacterized. NCBI's taxonomy places the organism in Eukaryota, Fungi, Mucoromycota, Mucoromycetes, Mucorales, Lichtheimiaceae. Gene Ontology annotation, molecular function: protein binding. The transcript has 10 exons. The record is from RefSeq and is a predicted model, not a curated record. Bases 1 to 1275 code for a protein of 424 amino acids.